UUGUAUUGCCUGUGGCAGACUCCGACUUCGUUCCUUUUCGGAAAAAAAAAGCUUCUCUUGUCUCGCGCAACCUCGCUCUUCUUUGCUCUUACAAAGAAGCCUUUUCUGCUCUCAGCUCUUCAACGUCCCGUCUCUUAGACUUUUUUCUGAUUCGUCUGGCACGAUCAGAAUAUCCCAUCCUUAACUGUCGAUCAGUUUUUUUGUUACAAACACAUCUCUCGAUACACAAUGUUGUUCUCCAAGUCUGGUUUCUUGGCUGCCGCCCUCCUCGGUGCCUCCACCGUCAACGCUCACCUUUAUAUGAAGAACCCUCACCCUUACGGCCAGAGCACCCUCAACAACUCUCCCCUUGAGGCCGAUGGCAGUGACUUCCCUUGCAAGCAGCGCAACGGUGUCUACGCCGCUGCCAACGGCGAGAACAACUUCAAGGUCGGUGAGGAACAGUCUUUGACCUUGGUCGGUAGCGCCACUCACGGCGGUGGCUCUUGUCAAAUCAGUUUGUCUAAGGACUUGAAGCCUACCAAGGACUCCGAGUGGAUGGUUAUCAAGUCCUGGGAAGGUGGCUGCCCCAUCAAGACCUCUGGCAACAUCGGCAACUCCCCCAGCUCCGUUGUCCCCGGCGACUUGAAGUUCAAGAUCCCUGAGGGCAUCGACAAUGGCAAGUACACCUUGGCCUGGACCUGGUUCAACCGUAUCGGAAACCGUGAGAUGUACAUGAACUGUGCUCCCAUCACCGUCACCGGUGGAUCAUCGAAGCGUUCCGACGAUGAGGCUUCUGUCGAGAAGCGCUCUUCAAGCUUCCCUCCCAUGUUUGUAGCCAACGUCAACGGCUGCACUACCAAGGAAGAGUAUGACGUCCGAUUCCCCAACCCUGGCAAGUACGUGGAGAAGCUAGGUGACGCUAAGAGCCUUCUUCCUGAAGGCCAGUCGGCUUGCACUGGUACCCCUAAGUUCGGUGCCGCCGGUAACAAGAAGGGCGCUACUACCAGCGGAGGCAGCUCCGGCAGCUCCGGCAGCAGCUCUGGCUCAUCCACCACAAAGGCUGCCUCUCAGGCUACUGGCAACGCUGGUACCUUCGCUGAAGGUGCCGCUUCCUCUUCCGCUCCCGCCGCUUCCUCCGCCCCCGCCUCGUCUGGCUCUGAGUCCUCUGGCUCCGAAUCUUCUGGUUCCGAAUCUUCUGGCUCUGAAUCCUCCGGCUCCUCCAGCUCCUCCGGCUCCUCCAGCUCUUCCAGCUCUUCCAGCUCUUCCAGCUCUUCCGGCUCCUCCAGCUCCGGUGCUCAGUCCGGCUCUUGCAGCACUGAGGGCACCUGGAACUGCAUUGGAGGCACCUCUUUCCAGCGCUGCGCCAGCGGUCAGUGGACCACUGCCCAGCAGAUGGCCGCUGGCACCAAGUGCACCCCCGGCCAGAGCUCCCAACUCUCCACCAGCGCUUCCGCCCUCAAGCCCCGCAUGAUCAACGAGAUGCGCGCCCGCCGCCGCCACGCUGUUCACCACUUCCGCGCAUAAAUGAACACUUGUCUUCCGCUGGCUCGGAUGUUGCAAGUCUUCAUUUCCUUUUUACCUUUCGUUUCCCUUCUAAGGUAACCUCAAUCGCCUGGUGAAGGACCUUGUUUUGGCUCGGCUUUAUGUUUUCUCUGCGCUUUUUCCCUUUCUGUCUCUCUUCGAUCAUGUACAUUUUUAAGGAAUCACGAAAAAUGGGUAGCGUGGGGUUUGGAUUAUACAGUGGUUUUUUUUUGUGAUUACAGACUUU
Molecule: messenger RNA, 1750 nt
Organism: Aspergillus wentii DTO 134E9
Lineage: Eukaryota; Fungi; Ascomycota; Eurotiomycetes; Eurotiales; Aspergillaceae
Product: lytic polysaccharide monooxygenase AA11 family protein
Exons: 2
Coding region: 229-1506 (425 amino acids)
Source: RefSeq, a predicted model, not a curated record